Messenger RNA from Cladocopium goreaui, 1059 nucleotides. Lineage: Eukaryota; Dinophyceae; Suessiales; Symbiodiniaceae. The record is from the annotation of a GenBank genome assembly.
AUGGCUUUUUGCCCUCGCUGUCAGAUGCCUUGGCAGGCAGUGAUAGAUCGGAACUAUGUACAUGGUGUGAAACAGCAACAAGGACAGCACGCACAACCACCGCAGAAUUGGGGUGGAUAUCAUGGCGGACAAUUUCAACAAGGGCAUCAGGAUGCACGAAGAGCGAAGUCUCCUCGGCACAAAAGUCCAAAGCCGAAGUCGCCUCGCAAAGUUCAAGGAGGCAAAGGUGCCGAUUUUGGACCUUACGGUCAAUUGCAGCCCUUUCCACAGUUCCCGUAUCCGGCUCUUGGAUAUCCUGUUGGACCUCCUGUGCCACCGCCAACCACUCCGCCACCGUGGAUGCCUCAGAGUGCUCAUAUGAGCGCACCUGCUUUGGGAAUGGUGCCCACGCAGGGUGCGACGCCUGUGCCUGCGGCAGCCGUGACAAAUCCAUCUACUCAGUUUCCGGCUUUUGGCACACCACCCCCUUUGACUGCUCAGAGUGCCCCGGAUGCUACUCCAGCAGAAUUGCUUGCGUAUCUACAAAAGAGGUCUGUCGAUCUCCCAUUAGAUGUUCAGCAGCAAAUUCAGAAGCACUCACACAAGCAAAGCAAGAGAGCCAUCAAGGAUCUGCAGGAAGCUGCCUUGGCGCUUGGCGAAGCCAGAACCACCUACGAGGAGGCGCUACUGGCUCGUACGCAGCACCUCAGCACGUGGAAAUCCUUUUUGGCAGAAGCAGUCAAAAGCUGGUCCGAGUAUGCCAAGAUCUUCGAGCAGCACGAGAAGGCCUUGCAGGAGCGCAUCUCUGUUGCCAAAGAACAAUUUCAGGAAGCCAAGCAAUGCCUAGAUGCCUCCAAAGUGUCAGCAGGCAAUGUACAGGAAAUCAGCGACGAGGAAGAUCUGCCCGGAGACAGCUGCCCAUCAGCUAUGCAGAUCACCGAGAGCAUCCAGUCGCUUUCCACGUCCUGGCAACAGCUUUCCAAAGAAGCCGAAUCCAUCAAGAUCGAGGAGCAUGCUGCGAAACGUCCACGUGUCGAAGACACCACAGGCACUACUUCCGAAGCUCCGUCUUUCAAGUAG